GUCUAGUACAGUUAGCAUGUUUGGAUGACCCACCGUCCUGGAGAAACAUUUAAAGAGUUCCCAGCUGACUUUGCGGCUCCUUUUUUGACUCUUAAUUGAGUGAAAAUGUCCGGAGGGUUUCAGGAUCUGUCAGUGUUCCCUGGAGCGGUCCAGCAGCUUUCAGUGAGUAUUGAUGAGGAUCCCUCUGAGCACCAGGAGAGGAGCUCCAGUCUGAAACAGGAGAUCACUGAGCCUCUACACAUUAAAGAAGAACCAGAGGGACUGUGGAGCAGUCAGGAGGGAGAGCAGCUUCAAGGAACAGAGGAGGCUGAUAUCAUCAAGUUCACUUUUUAUCCUGUUCAUGUGAAGAGUGAAGAUGAUGACAAGAGUCCUCAGCUCACACAGCUUUACCAAAGACAAACCGAAGAGACUGAAACAGAAGCGGACAGAGAAGCAGAUGCAGAGAGGGGCUUUGACCCAGAGAGAGAUUUACAACCAGAGACUGAAGUCAAGACUGAGGACUCCUCUGGCCCUGAGACUGACGACAGCACUGAUUGGCAGGAUACAGCCGAACACCAGUCAGAUUUAAACUCAGUGGACAACGUCAAAAAUAAGACAGAAAAGCCUGACAAGAAAUCACAUCACUGCUCUGAAUGUGGUAAAGGGUUUAAAUACAAAUGUCGUCUGACAAAACACACAAGAAUUCACACAGGAGAGAAACCCCACUGCUGCACUGAGUGUGGUAAAAGAUUUAACCAAGAAGGUGAUCUUACAAUACACAUGCGAACUCACACAGGAGAGAAACCCUUCAGCUGCUCUGUUUGUGGUAAAAGAUUUAACAACAAAGGAUGUCUGACCAGGCACACGAGAAUUCAUACAGGAGAGAAACCCUUCAGCUGCUCUGUGUGUGGCAAAAGAUUUAACAAACUUUGUAAUCUAAAGGUUCAUACAGCCAUUCACUCUGGAGAGAAACCCUUCAGCUGCUCUGUGUGUGGUAAAAGCUUUAACCUGAAAAGUUGCCUGACCAGGCACAUGAAGAUUCACACAGGAGAGAAACCCCUCAGCUGCUCUGUGUGUGGUAGAACCUUUAACAGAAAAGGCUGUUUGACACAGCAUCUGAGAACUCACACAGGAGAGAAACCCUUUGGCUGCUCUAAAUGUGGCAAAAGCUUUCAUAAACAGAGUACUUUGACCAGACACAUUGUGGUUCAUACCAGAGACAAACCAUUUCCCUGCUCUGAGUGUGGUAAAGGAUUUGGCUUGAAACAUCAUCUCACAAAUCAUAUGAAAACCCACUCAAGAGAGAAACUCUUCAGCUGCUCUGAGUGCUGUAAAACAUUUACCCGGCCAGCAAGUGUGACAAGACAUAUGGGAAUCCACUCUGGAGAGAAAGCCUUCAGCUCUGAAUUUGAUGUUGAGGAGCUGAUUGUAAAAGAAGAGGAAGUUCUCGCCGAGCAGCAGGAGAGAUGCUCCAGUCCAAACCAGGAGAACUCACCAGAGCCAGCACACAUUAAAGAGGAACAGGAGGAACUGUUGAGCAGUGAGCAGCAUCUAGGGGCAGAGGAGGCUCGCAUUAGCACGUUCACAUUCAUUCCCGUCGUUGUGAAAAGUGAAGAAGACGAAGAAGAGAAACUUCAGUCCACACAGCUUCAUGAAAACCAAAGUGAAGAGAACAGAAACGCCAAAGGUUUGAAAACAGAAACUGGGGGAGAGGACUGUGAAGGAUCAGAACAAGAACAAGACUUUAAUCCACACAAUCAUUCACAGACCAUUAAUGCUGAUGAGACUUCAGUACUUUCUGUAUUUGAUACUGAUGAAAUUGGGGAUUUUGAGGAGAGUGAUAUGGAGGAACAUUUAAUACCUCUACAAAAUGAAGAUAGAGCUAUAACUAAUGUGAAAUUUAACACUGAAGAUACAUCUGUUAGCUUCUCUGAAUGUGCUCUAAGCUUUGGACAAAAGAAGCAAAAAGGAAUUCAAACUGAAGAGAAACCAUUCAGUUGCUCUAUUUGUGGGAAAAGAUUCCCAGGUAGAAAAUAUUUACAACAGCAUAUGCUUCGUCAUUCAGUAGAAAAACCCUUCAGCUGCUCAUUUUGUGAGAAAAGUUUUCUCUCUAGACCAGAGAUGGUGAAGCACAUGAGAGUCCACACAGGAGAGAAGCCAUUCAGUUGUUUAGUCUGUGGUAAAAGAUUUGCGAGAAGUGGGGACCUAAAAAGACACUCUGACGCCCAUUCAGGGGAGAAACCAUUUAAUUGUUCCAUUUGUGGUAAAAGAUUUUCUCAACAAGGACAUCUUAAAGAACAUUCUGUUGUCCACACAGGGCAGAAACUGUUUGAUUGCUCAGUUUGUGGGAAAAGAUUCACACAAAGCGGAUCUCUGCAUAGACAUGCUGUUGUCCACACAGGGGAGAAACCGUUCACUUGUUCCAUUUGUGGUAAAACUUUUUCUCAACAUGAUCAUCUGAAGCAACACUUGAUUGUCCACAAAGAAGAGAAACCAUUUAGUUGUUCUGUUUGCGGUCAAAAAUUCACAAGAAAUGCUUACGUUAAAAGACACGCUGUUGUCCACACAGGGGAGAAACCCUUUAGCUGCUCUGUUUGUAAUAAAAGAUUCACUCAGCCAGUGAAUCUCAAGAAACACAAGUGUGUUGCUGAGAGCAGUGGCAAUCUAAACCAAGUCGUGGUUCAUUUAAGUGAUGAAGAACCCACUUAAUCAUUUCA
Cheilinus undulatus (humphead wrasse) is the source of this 2696-nucleotide messenger RNA. Its product is annotated as zinc finger protein 250-like. Bases 106 to 2688 code for a protein of 860 amino acids. Gene Ontology annotation, molecular function: DNA-binding transcription factor activity, RNA polymerase II-specific; RNA polymerase II cis-regulatory region sequence-specific DNA binding. Gene Ontology annotation, cellular component: nucleus. Gene Ontology annotation, biological process: regulation of transcription by RNA polymerase II. The transcript is spliced from 3 exons. NCBI's taxonomy places the organism in Eukaryota, Metazoa, Chordata, Actinopteri, Labriformes, Labridae. The record is from RefSeq and is a predicted model, not a curated record.